Messenger RNA from Tachysurus vachellii, 3341 nucleotides. RefSeq names its product ssu-2 homolog, related sequence 1 (gene ssuh2rs1). The coding region runs from base 6 to 1259 and encodes 417 amino acids. Lineage: Eukaryota; Metazoa; Chordata; Actinopteri; Siluriformes; Bagridae. The record is from RefSeq and is a predicted model, not a curated record. The transcript is spliced from 13 exons.
GUCACAUGAGAAGUAGAGGAAGUUGUCAGGACUUUCACCCUGAAUACUUCACUGCUUCAGAGGUUUCUUUUUUUUUUGUACGUUUUCCACCUGAUGAUAUGGAUCGGAGACCAGUCUAUAAUGAUUAUGGAACCACGCGUGGCAUUGAAAACCCAGGAUACAUGUAUCCCUCAGCUUCAGCACCAGCCAUGUCUGGAGCCCCCGCAGUUCCCACAGCGCCCCCUGCUGGAUUUUACGACACAGUGCCGGGAUAUGAAGGAACAUUGGCCGGCGGAGGAGGGUUUCUUCCUCCUCCGAUGCCCUCGGCGCCUCUGCCUGCGGUGGACAACCUGCCUGCUCAGACCAACUGGAAUAUAACCUCCAUCACAGAGGAAGCUGCACGUGAGGCCUUCAUGAGCUAUGCGUCCAGUAAAUGCUGUUACAGCACUGCGCCGGUCCGAGAUGGAGUGAUCACCAACUUGGAGCCUUUCAACACCUACAGGUAUCGCUUGGAGACCUUCACCGAGACGAGAUCUACCGAAUGGAGUCAUGAGCCGUACACAGGCCAGCCUGUGGAUGCUUCAAUCCAGCCUGCCCCAGCGCCGUGGGCAAUCGUGGCCCAAACUCCCGCUUUCUUCCAGGAUCAAACACAGAACCUCAGAGUGCCGUAUACCUCCUCGGUCAAGAACUGUCAUACCUGCAUGGGAAUGGGAAAAAAGCCAUGCAAGGACUGUGCAGGCUCUGGGAAUAAAGUCUGCUGGGUGUGUAACGGCAGUGGGUUUCGCCACGGAACUGACCGCUGCUCACACUGCCAAGGCCGAGGAAGAGAAAACUGUGGCUGGUGCCGUGGACAUGGCUCCCGUGAAUGUGAAAUGUGUCGAGGGGGGAGACAGCUCCUCGUCUUCAUCACACUCAAGAUCCAGUGGACUACAUAUAAAGACGAUUUUGUGGUGGAGCAGGCGAGCGGGCUGAAAUCGGAGAAUCUCAACAAGGUCACGGGAAGGACAAUGUUCACAGACUCCCAGUACAUGCUUUACCCGGUGAUGGGCUUCCCCGACCCUUCACUGAGCCAAGCGUCUGAGCGUUUAAUGCGAGAACAUCAAGCCAAGUAUUUCCAGACUUCUCGUAUUGUGCAGCAGCGCCAUACCAUCGAGCUGAUCCCCAUCACCCGGGUGAGCUACGCUUGGAAAGCGAAGUCCCACAUUUACUUUGUGUUUGGGAAUGAGAACACGGUGUACACCGACAACUACCCGGCCACAUGCUGUUGCUCUGUCAUGUAGUCCCAGUAAUUCCCAGUAAUGCAGUCCCAGUAAUUCAGCAGCCAAAACACCAGAUGACAAAAGUCAUGAAAAAAAUCAUUUUUAACAUUCAUUUCAUCAUUUUAUAGUCUUUACUGAUUAACAUUUACGAUAUGUAUUUAAUCAUCAGCAUUAGGAAUUGUACACAAAUUCACAGCAGAAUCUUUGUUACGACUCUUCGAACGUGCGAUUCCACUCCCAAAAGAGAAGCUGGUUCAAAGAGUCGAUUCGUUCAAAGAGUCGAUUCGUUCAAAGAGUCGAUUCGUUCAAAGAAUCGAUUCGUUCAAAGAAUCGAUUCGUUCAAAGAGUCGAUUCGUUCAUGAGUGACACAUCACAUCGAGCUGGAUGGCAAAAAUUUGACUAUUCAGCUUAUUAGUGUCAGCUUUCCUCUUUACAGUCAGUUCGAUGCACGGGCUUCGUCUUUUCACCCGAUUUGUUUCCACAUAACGACAAUAUUACGAUAUAAAGAAGUAUAUUCACAAUAAAUACAAUAUAAACCACACAGAACUCACACUGCCUUUAAUUACAGGCCACACACGCAGAAUGUUCACAUCACUAUUACACUAAAUACUAAAAUAUUUUAUAUAUAAAGUUGUGUACUAUUGUGACAUGUUAUUUCGUUAUGCCAGAAUUAGAGAAUUCUGAGAAUUAUUAGAGAAUUAUUACUCGCUUGUAACGGAGAAUUCUGCCUUGUUUAUAAAGUCAAAUCUUUAUAUUUUAAUUAAAAAAAACAAACAAACAAAUUCAAUAAUUACCUUUCACUGCAUUUUAUAAAAUGUCAUUUCUGUGUAAUAUCUCUUGUAAUAUCUCACGCACCGACUGCCGCGGGCCUGUGUUCGUUUCACGGGUGGAGAACCGAUCGAGCCACUGAGGGAUUAACUCUGUGUCGGUCUCGAGCCAGGAUAAAAUAGGAGGUUUGUGUCAGGAAGGACAUCCGGUGUAAAACCUGUGCUAAAUCAGGGACCAGCCCGAGAACAACACCAACGAAUUAAUUAAAUGUGAAAUCUUCAAAGUGUUAAAAAAUUGGGCAUUUACAGUAAACAUCUAUACCUUCGUGGUUGUUUUUUUGCAUUUGCUGUGCUACUUUUCCAUUUAUCCUGAAUCAUGGAAGGAUUUCGAUAACAUAUUUUCUUAUUGUCAUAAUGGUGUAAGUUUUAAACAUAACUCUUCUGUAUAAAGCUUUGAAUAUUUUAGCUAAUUAUGUGAUACAAAGAGCUGAAUUUACUAACCAAUGCAUGCGAAACAAUUUAUCAUAACAUUUAACAUUAAACCGAUCACAUCAUCAUCAUCAUCCUCACCCUCCUCAUCAUCAUGGAUAUCGAAUAUUAUUUGCAUGCUGUUAAAUCUCCAUAACAACCACCAACAGUAAUGCAAGAAAAGAGCUAAAAACCGAACGAUUGUAUUGUUAUGAAUGAUGUCAUUCUGUUAUUUCUGUUCAUUGCAGUUUAUUAUACUGAGUAGUAAUGAAUGUGAUAUACUGUAUGUGUCAUAUAAUUCAGAGCGUAUGUACAUGUCUCUGGCGUCUUAACCAGCGUAUCGAUUUUUGUAAUAUUUACUCUCUAUCUACAUGUUUGGGUCAAGACAGAAUAAAGGUGAGCAGUGGAGGGUUAAACGUCUCGUUCUGGAUGUAACGGUGAUGUGAAUUUUAUUGAUUUGGGGAUUUAAAUAAGAAGCAGGCAAAAUGUUUUGUUUCUCCUGAUAGCUCUUUGUUUUGUCUGUAUUGUCUGUCUACUGUUAGCGCUUAUUGUAGGUUUUCAAGUCAGAUCCGUCCACAAAGCCGUUUUUUUCCCACAUGUGGCUGUUUUUGAAAACUAUAAUUGUUGAUGUAGUGGAUUUUUUCACACGAGAGCCUUAAGAGCAGAAGACCAAAGUGUCGCGAUUUCUCGCAACAUGACUGUCAGCCUGUCACCGUAUUUUUCUUUAAGUGAUCUAUUCAUUACCAGUUGAUUUAUGUCUUGUAUUCUCUUACUUUCCAAUGCAGGCUGUUCUUGGAAAUCUUUUCCUUUCAUGUACAAUUGAACACGUUUUUUUUUUGUACUUUAAUAAACACUUCAGUUUGAACUA